Molecule: messenger RNA, 879 nt
Organism: Acaulospora colombiana
Lineage: Eukaryota; Fungi; Glomeromycota; Glomeromycetes; Diversisporales; Acaulosporaceae
Source: the annotation of a GenBank genome assembly
AUGGCCUCUGUGCACACGCCGGUUCUCAACGGGGAAAUUAGAACGCCUGGCGAGGAAGACAUGCUGGUUACAAUCAAUGCUAUCGCCAUCUUCGCCGUUUCACAAAGCAACGAUAACGCCCCCACCUUCUUUGACGGAGAAUCACCUGAGGCUCCAACGCCAGCCGAAAAAUUAGCAUUCGGCAAAAAUGGGUCUCAAGCAUCCAUCUUCAAAUUAAAGAGUGCCGUAAGCGAACAAGCGACUCAUGGAUCCGUCGGAAAUACGUCUGGGAGCUCCUACGCUCUCGCUAAAGCCGAUUGUUCUAAUGCGAGCAUUACCUCUGAAUAUCGUCUUGGUAUCAACUUGUUCGAUUAUCUUCCCAAGGAUCAAGUCCCGUCUCCCGAGUGUCAAGAAACGGUUCUCAAAUCUGCUGGCGACGUUGCAGCGCAUAGCCUUUUCAACGUUGAAUCCCACCCAGUCGUGCACAGCCAAGAGAGCCAGAGGACGUGGGCCAUUCGGAAGGGAGGUAUGGGUGAGGUGUCCACCCACCAGUAUCGCAGGGGCUCGCGUGGGCUUCUAGCGGAACUGAGUGAAAGAUUUGGCAAGGCAUCUCCUGUGGUAGCGAUGGCGGAAGACCUUGCGAUAGAAGUGGAGCAAAGAAUACCAUCCUCCAAGCCAGCCCGCGCAUUUAUCGAUACCACCUCAUUGUUCUUUUCGACCCUGCGCUAUAGCAUUGAAGAGAAGAACGAUGAUGUCAAGGUAAGAUACACCGAAUCUGGGAACCUUUUUUCCCAUCUCGAGAAGGCCACCGUGGCUUUGACAUGCUGCUUAUCUGCGAGCUGGCAACAGUGGCUCCUCGAUCCAGGUACUCUGAGCGCAUGCCUUUUACUCGCUUCAUAG